UUAUGAAUUUCAUCUGAAUUUCUAAUCUUUGGGGAAGCCGGCGUUUUAGAAUGUCCCGGUAUUCCCCCUCCUUCUCCCUGACUGAUGAAUUCUGAAACAGAAUUUCUUGAUACGAUGGCGACAUCUCGCAUCGGCGGAGUAAACGAAGGAAAUUUGACAGCCGCAUGGACGACGCGAAAAUAUCAAAACAGGAGCACAGGAAAAAUCUAAAAACAGAUAAGAACAUGUGAAAGGCAACGAGUAAAAUAUAUCAAAGAUAAAUGCGUCAAAAGAAUUUAUUCAGCAACAAAUUAAAGCUAUCUAAUUUAGAAAAAGAGAAUUAGAAUUAGAAACACGGAUAGCGUUUUCGAGUAGUGAUUUGUUCAAACGACGGAGAAAUGUUUAUAGUCACGAAAGAAAUCGACAGUGAAAAUAUUAGCAAGUUGUGUCGUACCUGCUUGCGGGAGGAUGGCGACAAAAUGGUAUGUCUCUUUGUGGGACCGGCUGGUUCCUCACUCGCCGCUAAAUUACGAUCCCUCUCUUGUUUGGAGGUCUGGCAAGGAGAUGGUUUGCCUGAGAAGAUGUGCGAUCGUUGUGUUACCAGAGCAGAAUCAGCUCUUUUAUAUCGAGAGCAAUGUCGUGCUGCUGACAGAGCUUUGAGGCAAGCAGCAUUGAAGGUAUCCAGAUUAACAUCGUAUACCACUGUUUCUGGUUGUAAACUCUAUCAGAAUCAACAGAAUCAAGGGUUUGUGCCAGUGCAAAAUCCCCAUAAGACAUUAAAAUGCGUAGAAUGUGGCGCUGUAUUUAUGAAUUACCAAGAACUCUGUGCCCAUAAUCGACUGCACUUGCCCUUUAUGCAAGAUAACAUACCUAUGCAGCACAUGCACAUUGUGGAGUCUCAGAAUCCGUAUCUUAAUUUUACCCACGUCGGUUCGAACUUUGCAAAUGAUAAUAUCCCAACACAGUUGUCUCCAUUAGUUAGAUCAAAUAUGAUGCAUACUAUGUCGCUGAACGAGGAAAGUUCAAAUCGAGCUGCUUGUGCCUUACAUUGCUCUUUGUGCAAUCAUACUUUUACCAAUAGAAGACAGCUAAUAAAUCACAAUAUAACACACAGUACGGAAAAUGUUGAUAUAUCGUGCGAUAACGAAAACAUUGAGAUCUGUGAUAAUUCUAACCACAUCCCACAAAACUUAAGCUAUGAGAGGUCUAUCCAUUCCGUUGACAAUCCCAUUCAGAACUUGUCAUACCAGAGAUCCACCGUGGAUGACACCGACGGAAUGCAGAAUAUAAACUUUCCAGAAAACAUUGAUCUUGAUGGCGUUCAGGAAAGCAGCUCGGAGCGCAUGCAAAAUGUAACGAUGCAUCCCGAGAACAACAUGUCUAUCGCAGAAAACUUGAGAUUUAUAAAGUCGCCUGGGAAGGACAGGCAGCUCGUGAUCGAAUAUCACGGAUGUCCAAGUGACGAUGCUUACAAGCAAUCUCUCGAUAUAAAAACCACAGAAGACGUCCAUACCAAGAAACAUCAGUGCGAAGUGUGCUCAAAACAAUUUACGCAAAAAUCUAAAUUAUUUACUCAUCAGUUGUCUCACUCUGGCCAACAACCGUUUAAAUGUCUGAGCUGUGAUAAAGCUUACGCAUCGAAAAGCAAACUCAGCGCACAUAUGAGACUGCACACCAAAACCAACGUGCAUCAAUGCAAAGUAUGCGAUAAAAUAUUUUCAUAUCCAUCAUACUUGGAGGAGCACAUAAAGGUACACAAUAAAAGUAAUGAUACGUCACAGAGUAAAGAUUACGAGUGCGGCACUUGUAAUAAACGUUUUCGACUUUUAAAAAAUUUGAAAGCUCAUGAGAGACUUCACACCGGCAGGGGCUUGGUGCAAUGCGAAAUCUGCGACAAAAAAUUUAGUCAUAAUUAUAAUUUAAAAAUGCACUUGCGAACACACAAAACGUCGAGGGUACACAAAUGCGAAUAUUGUGACAAGCGUUUUGUACAAAAGGGUAAUCUGGUCGAGCAUUUGCGAAUUCACACGAAAGUGAAACCCUUCGCGUGUAAAUUGUGCGGAAAAAGAUUCGCGCAAUCGAGUCAUCUUAAAAGCCACGAAGCUUCACACGGCACGUUGAGACAACACCAAUGCCGAUUAUGCGGAAAGAGAUUCAAGUUGGCCAAUCAUUUGAAACGGCAUUUAAAUUUACACACCGGUUCGAAGACUUAUAAGUGCAAUCAGUGUAAUCAAAUGUUCUCACAAUCCUUUAGUCUGACGAGACAUUUAAAGAAGCACAACGAAUCGCAUAUAUAAUUUAUAUAAUGAAUUGUAAAUUAUGUAGAUAACAAUCAUUGUGAAUAUAUAUUUUAUA
This is a messenger RNA of Pogonomyrmex barbatus (red harvester ant), 2334 nucleotides long. RefSeq lists its product as uncharacterized. Gene Ontology annotation, cellular component: nucleus; nucleoplasm. The record is from RefSeq and is a predicted model, not a curated record. Lineage: Eukaryota; Metazoa; Arthropoda; Insecta; Hymenoptera; Formicidae. Gene Ontology annotation, biological process: regulation of cytokine production; negative regulation of transcription by RNA polymerase II; regulation of immune system process. Gene Ontology annotation, molecular function: RNA polymerase II cis-regulatory region sequence-specific DNA binding; DNA-binding transcription activator activity, RNA polymerase II-specific; zinc ion binding.